Cricetulus griseus (Chinese hamster) is the source of this 1086-nucleotide messenger RNA. The record is from RefSeq and is a predicted model, not a curated record. Lineage: Eukaryota; Metazoa; Chordata; Mammalia; Rodentia; Cricetidae.
AUGACCAGUUCAGAAUCCUUGCUAUUCACAUCUCCAGGCCCCAGCCAAAGUUCUGGAGAUGGUGGUUGCAAGUUUAAUGAGGAGUUCAAGUUCAUCUUGUUGCCUGUGAGCUACGCGGUUGUCUUUGUGCUGGGCCUAGCCCUCAAUGCUCCCACCCUCUGGCUGUUCCUCUUCCGCCUUCGACCCUGGGAUGCAACAGCCACUUACAUGUUCCAUUUGGCAUUGUCAGACACCUUGUAUGUGCUGUCACUGCCCACCCUCGUCUACUACUAUGCUGCCAGAAACCACUGGCCCUUUGGCACUGGCUUCUGCAAGUUUGUCCGUUUUCUCUUCUAUUGGAACCUCUACUGCAGUGUCCUUUUCCUCACCUGCAUCAGUGUGCACCGCUACAUGGGCAUCUGCCACCCACUGCGGGCGCUACGCUGGGGCCGCCCUCGAUUUGCAAGCCUUCUCUGUCUAGCUGUUUGGUUGGUGGUAGCUGGCUGCCUUGUGCCCAAUUUGUUCUUUGUGACAACUAGCCCCAAUGGAACCACCAUUCUGUGCCAUGACACCACUCGGCCUGAGGAGUUUGACCACUACGUGCACUUCAGUUCAGCAGUUAUGGUGCUGCUCUUCGGCUUGCCCUUCUUGGUCACCCUGGUCUGUUAUGGACUCAUGGCCCGACGAUUGUAUCGACCUUUGCCAGGAGCUGGACAGUCAUCGUCUCGGCUCCGUUCCCUCCGCACCAUUGUUGUCGUGCUGACUGUCUUCGCUGUCUGUUUUGUGCCUUUCCAUAUCACUCGCACGAUUUAUUACCUGGCAAGGCUGUUGAAAGCUGACUGCCGGGUGCUGAACAUUGUCAACGUGGUCUACAAAGUGACCCGGCCCCUGGCCAGUGCUAAUAGCUGUCUGGAUCCAGUGCUCUAUCUGUUCACUGGGGACAAGUAUCGAAGCCAGCUCCAGCGGCUAUGCAGAGGUAGCGGGCCCCAGCCCCGAACGAUUGCCUCCUCCCUGGCCUUGGUGACCCUACAUGAGGAAAGCAGCAUCAGGUGGGCAGACACCCACCAGGACAUCAUCUUCCCUACCUAUGGGGGAGACAGAUUAUAA